Molecule: messenger RNA, 1203 nt
Organism: Sclerotinia borealis F-4128
Lineage: Eukaryota; Fungi; Ascomycota; Leotiomycetes; Helotiales; Sclerotiniaceae
Source: the annotation of a GenBank genome assembly
AUGCCGACAGUUAUAGACCUUGCUUUUCAGGAGAUGGAGAAGGAGUGGUGUCGCGAAGGAAACUGUAAAAAGAGUCACUUCCUUUGCGUCGAUGCACUCACAUCACGAUACAAGCCACUCCUGGAGUUAGGCAAAGAGUACAACGCCUCUCACCCCAUGAACGAAGAAAACUUCAGAAAAACCGCACCAAAUAUAGCUCAACAACUUGAGGGCUACCGCAAACUUUUAGACCAUCACACCAUUGAAGAUCUUCCUGUUUAUCACAGAGCCCAGCUCCAUAUGAGUUACGCCCGUGCUUUGGUACAAGCUCUCACCGAAAAUCACGAGAAUACCAAGGAGGAGGCCAAAGAGGACUUAUUGGGAGUGAUCAAUCACCAUCUUACUGAGGCGAAAGUUUGGGCCGAGAGACUCGUAUCGAUCAGAGAACUUGACAUCACAAGUGAGGAAUGUGUACCCAUGAGAGAUAUCAUUCAUGGGGUUGCAGAUAUUAAACGCUGGUUGGACGCCCGCGAGAAAUUUGUGACUCGCAAUAGAGAUAAUGUGAUGGAUAUUUGUCAUGAUUCUGGUCUUCUUGAAGAUGGCAGUGCCUCGGAUUCACAAUAUCCUGAAGGUACAGACUUGGCCGCUCAAGGAGAUUGGGAUGGAAGUGAUACAGUAACAGAGCGAGGCUUCAAUGACACGGUCGUUGAUGAAAAAUCACCGAUAUCCGAUGCAAAUCAUGAAGGAAAUGAGGAUCCCAAUGCGGAAGACCAGCUCGAAUCCAAUGAUCUCCAAGAUGUUUGUUACGAAGAGUUUGCUGGAAUGGCGGAAGAAUUUCACGACAAAGAGGUACCAGUAUGUCGUGUCGAGGUUGAAAAGGAUGAGCUGUUCACUUGUUCGGAGCUGAAGAUUGUUUGGGGGUUUUUCCACUACUUUCAACAUGAUAAGGUGGGAAUCUCGAACCUUAUGAACGACUAUCUCGACAAAAUUGAUCGUAAUAUUGACCCAAACAUAUCUGAAAUGAGAAAGUUAAGAAAGGGAUUGAAGGCAAUGGACAUUAAAAAAGUUGACGAGACCAAUGAAACCACGCCGGGCUCAUCAGAAUCAUCUUUCUUAUCAAAUCCAUCCACCUCAAAGGCUGAUACGAACUCGGCCAACAUUGGAGGAAACCUUCAUAAAAGAAGAAAGGUUGUCGAAGAUGAUGACGAUGAUGACAUACUCUGA